UUGCUGGACGUCACCAAAACCUACGUCCAAACGCUCUCUCUCUCUCUCUCUCAAACCCUAAAAACCCUAACUCGUACGGUCUUUUUCUAUCCAAAACCCAAAAGCCCUAACUGGUACGGCCUCCCCGCCGUUUCAUUUUACCUGGUUUAUCGAAUAACAUUCAUCAAUCAAACCCUUGCACUGCAUGAUGGCUACCUCUGUGGAAAAUCCUGGGGAGCAUGACGCCACUGGUUUGGUAGAUAAUUCACACACUCAACAAAAACGUGGGCGUGGUGAUGAUUCAGAAGAAAAGAGGUGGCCUGGAUGGCCUGGGGAGAGUGUUUUCCGGUUAUUGGUGCCUGCUCAAAAGGUCGGUGGCAUCAUUGGUCGCAAGGGGGAGUUCAUUAAAAGAAUAUGUGAGGAAUCUAGAGCUCGCAUUAAGAUUCUUGAUGGUCCUCCAGGCAUACCAGAAAGAGCUGUAAUCAUUUCAGCAAAAGAAGAGCCAGAUGCUUCGACCCCUCCUGCCGUUGAUGGUCUUUUGAAGAUCCAUAGACGUGCUAUUGAUGGUUUAGAUAAUGAGUCUGGUCAUGCUCCUACAAAUGCUGGUGCUGCAGUUUCGACACGGCUGCUAGUGGCUGCUGCACAAGCGGGAAGCCUUAUUGGAAGGCAGGGGGCAACUGUAAAAUCUAUCCAAGAAGCUUCGAGUGUUGUUGUUCGUGUUCUUGGAGCAGAGGAACUGCCUGCAUUUGCCCUGAAGGAUGAUAGAAUUGUUGAGAUACAAGGUGAACCAGCAGGUGUGCAUAAAGCGGUUGAACUAGUUGCAUCUCAUUUGAGGAAGUUUUUGGUUGAUCGCAGUGUCAUUCCGCUAUUCGAAAUGAAUAUGUCAAUGCAGAAUUCACAGGUUGAUAACAUGCCCCACCAUUCUUGGGGACAUCCUCAAGGUCUACCAAAUGCUGGUGGUUCUGGUUUUGGUGGAAAUUCUCAAUUCAUGCCUCCAAGGCAACAUGAUGGUUAUUAUCCACCACCUGACCUUCCUCCUUUCAACAGACAGCCUCAUCAACCUCUAUAUGGAAGAGAUGCGCCCAUGGGUGUUCACUCUUCGAUGAAUGUACAACCACCUCCACCAAUCAUCAAACAGAUGACACAACAGAUGCAGAUUCCACUGUCAUAUGCUGAUGCUGUAAUUGGAAGUUCGGGUGCGAAUAUUAGCUAUAUUCGUCGUGCUAGUGGGGCAACCGUUACAAUACAAGAGUCAAGGGGCAUGCUUGGGGAAAUGUCAGUUGAAAUUAAUGGAACCGCUACAGAAGUCCAAACUGCUCAACAGUUGAUACAGAAUUCCAUGGCUGAAGCUGCAGGACGAACACACAACCCACCCGGCCCUGUCGACCCGGGAUAUAAUUCUUUUCAGGCUCGUGGGCCCAUGUACGCAUCUCCACCGUCCAAUGCUGGACCUGGAGGCCACACCGGCGGAGGCUACAGUUCGGCCUAUGGCACCAACUAUGGGUAUUAGGAAUCAUAGGUAGAAGGAAAGGAGAAUGGAGGCAACGGUUCUUUUAAUGCAGAGAGACCCACCCUCUUAAUGACCAAAAAAAAAAUGAUGUUUUUGCUGAGGCAGUUGUGUUGCUGUACCGGGAACGUCGAAUUUUGGGUGUCUGUUUUCAGUCAAGGCUCUGUUGCUUCUUGUACAUUAGGCCAACAUCAUAGCUUACUAAGCUGCUGCUGCUGCUGCUUUUUUUUAUUAUCAUUAUUAUCCUUGUAGCUGAUCUACACAGUUGUCUUCUAAUUACUCUUGAUGGUGGUUCUAGGGUACCGGUUCCUUUCCACUGAUUUUUGUUUUUCUGUUUUUAAUGGCGGUUAUAUGCAUGUAUACGAGAUUGUAUAAGGUGGGGCAUACAUAUUACUUUCAUUAGACCAUUAAAAAAAUAUGGGUCCCAUUUUGGUAGGUCA
Molecule: messenger RNA, 1926 nt
Organism: Magnolia sinica
Lineage: Eukaryota; Viridiplantae; Streptophyta; Magnoliopsida; Magnoliales; Magnoliaceae
Product: flowering locus K homology domain-like
Exons: 7
Coding region: 185-1489 (434 amino acids)
Biological process (GO): regulation of gene expression
Cellular component (GO): nucleus; cytoplasm
Molecular function (GO): mRNA binding
Source: RefSeq, a predicted model, not a curated record